CUAGUUAGAUGAAAAUUAAAAGAUUAUUUAAUCUAAAAAAUAUAUCAUAUUAACUUUAUAACUAGAUUGCUUUUGUAAUAAUAGUGACGUGAAAUAGCAGCACUUCUCUUCUGCAACACUGACUUUCUAUGAAGAGUUUUUGUGAUAGUUCCUUUUAUGCGCCCACCCCUCGCCUCACGUAAUUCAUCUUCUUGGCCAAUCCUGUCCCUCCCCAAAAAGUUUGCGCCAUGCAGCCUAUAAGAACUGCCUAAGUUUCUCAAGUAUCAGAAAAGUCUUGUCCUCCCAGAGACCCAUCUAUGGAUACUUUGGUGUCUUCAGAGCCAGAUAGACCUACAGGUGGACUUAUCCGUUGACUUCAUGAGAGGGAAAUAAUUUUUUUUGGACACUUACUGGCUGCCAUCUACCCAAGUGGAGAUGUCUGAGGAAAAUAUGGGGGAAGAGUCGAGCAGCCCCCCUGUCUCUCCUGUGGACAGCCUGAGCAACAGCGAGGGGGAGCUGGACAGACAGCCGAAGAGAUGUGGGAGGAAGAGGAGAUCGAGCAGGAAAAACGGGGAGGACUCAGAUAGCCCGACCCCUGGGAAAAGAGGGAAGAAGUCCAGCAGCAGCAGCCCCCAGUCUUUCGAGGAGCUCCAGACGCAGCGGGUCAUGGCCAACGUCCGGGAGCGUCAGAGGACCCAGUCUCUCAACGAGGCGUUCGCAAGUUUGCGGAAAAUUAUCCCCACUUUGCCUUCGGACAAACUCAGCAAAAUACAGACCCUAAAACUUGCAGCCAGAUACAUCGACUUCCUCUACCAGGUGCUGCAGAGCGACGAGCUGGACUCCAAAAUGUCAAGUUGUAGUUAUGUGGCGCAUGAGAGGCUGAGCUACGCCUUCUCUGUAUGGAGGAUGGAAGGCGCUUGGUCCAUGUCAACAUCUCACUAACAUCUGGAGAAAUUAAUGCCCAAAAUGGUGACUGCUGAUUCUACUUAUCACAUUCUGACGGGACAAAUCUGGAGUCCAAUGCUGGAUACAUGGGAUCACUCUAUUUAAACCAAAGACGACAGAGGCUCUGGGGAUCUUUUUUUUUUUUUUUUUUUUUUUUUUUUUUUGCUUUUUUGCAGAGGCCCGAUGGGGACUUGUAUCCGUGUGUUAGCUCUAUAUACACACACACACACAUACACACACACACACACACACACACCCCAUUCUGAUGUGGUUUCAUGUUGUUGACGACGAAUGUUGAAAAUAUCAUGUUUUCUUUUAAAAGUUUUUUUUUUUAAAUGCAUGCCUUUGGACUUAUUUCAGUGGAGGUCAAAGUGCAUGGAAGUGUCAGUUUUAGUUUGUGUGUGUGUGUGUGUGUGUGAGACUCAACUGGUGGUGAAGCUCACAUUAUACUGCAGGCUGACUUUGUGGAUCGAACCUGUGCAAAAAAAAAAAAAAUAUUUUCAGAAUACAUUUAUUUAUUUAUUGGUGAAACGUGUUACAUUGAGGAAUAGAUCCUGUGUCUGAAAUACAAAUACAUUCCUAUUUUUUAUUAUCAUUUUUUUUG
Molecule: messenger RNA, 1528 nt
Organism: Thunnus maccoyii (southern bluefin tuna)
Lineage: Eukaryota; Metazoa; Chordata; Actinopteri; Scombriformes; Scombridae
Gene: twist1b
Product: twist family bHLH transcription factor 1b
Exons: 2
Coding region: 415-921 (168 amino acids)
Biological process (GO): developmental process; regulation of transcription by RNA polymerase II
Molecular function (GO): DNA-binding transcription factor activity, RNA polymerase II-specific; RNA polymerase II transcription regulatory region sequence-specific DNA binding; protein dimerization activity
Source: RefSeq, a predicted model, not a curated record